GGUGGUGGAAUCUGCUCUGCAAAGACAAACACAUGUGAAAUUAUUGAUCAGGUAGGGCAAACAGCUUAUUUUGCCGGCUCGCGCCUCAUGAACUCGUCGACGGGAUUAAAAAUGUCAGUUAAUUUCCUCCGGGUUGUGUGAAUUUAUGGAAACAUGUCAAAGAAACGGGGCAGGAAGCGUAGCAGUGGAGAGCUGAGUGAGAGCUCAGCGUCGACCCUGAGCCCAGACCCUGACAACCUGCUUGGCCGCAGGAUUCAGCACACCUGGAGGGAGAAGGGCAACGUGACCAAGUGGAAAGGCACCGUUCUGGAGCGCCUAACUGUGAACAGCUCCCUCUACAUGGUCAAAUACGACGGCUUUGACUGUGUGUACGGCAUCGAGCUCUUCAAAGACAGCCGGGUGUCGAACCUACAGGUGUUGACAGAGAAAGUUGUAAACAAUAAAAUCAAGGUGCCUCCCGGGGCAGAGGAUCUGGUGGGCCGGGCUGUGGAGCAUCUGUUUGAGAAGGAGGAUGGUGAAAAGAACGAGUGGCGGGGCAUGGUGCUGUCCCGAGCCCCCAUCAUGACCCACUGGUACUACAUCACCUAUGAGAAGGACCCAGUGCUGUACAUGUACCAGCUAUGGGACGACUAUAAGGACGGAGAUCUACGUGUCCUGCCUGAAUCAGAGAACAAACACCUGCUGCCAGCAGACAGGAAGCCAGGUGAGGAGCCAGAGAGCCUCGUGGGUAAACAGGUGGAGUACGUCACAGAUAACGGCCUGAAGAGGACAGGCUUGGUCAUUUAUCAGGUCCCGGCUAAGCCCACGGUAUACUACAUCAAAUAUGACGAUGACGUCCACAUCCACGUCUACGAUCUGGUGAAGACCACCUAGUACUGACUGUUUGGUCUCAUCUUCAGCUGACGGCUCAUCUCUGACCCGACCAGUCGUUACCUGUGAAAGUGUUAGGGAUUUCAGUUUUCCUCCAGCAGGAGGUGAUGUGCCGAAGAUCAAAAGCCCCGUCUUUUUUUUGUUUGUUUGUUUGAAUUUUUUGGGCCUCUUGGCUUCUUUCAUUCUCACCUCAUGAGACAUCUUGGUUUUUGAUUCUUAAUUUUUCAGUUGACCUUAAUGUAUGACUAUUGGGUCCUCUUCUGUGUACAUAAAGCAGGUCUGAGACCAUGUGUAUAGCCCAGCAGAUGAAAUGGAGCUAGACAUUUGUUUCGGUUGAAUCGCAAUUGUAUAGUGCAACUUUCAAACUCCAAAUUCAUACUUUUUGUAAGCAACACAUCAAACUGACACUAAUUCAGCUUUCUUACCUAUACCUCUGUGUUUUACUCGUAUUUCAUUUCACUUUUAUAUGCCUGUGCUAUUUAUUUCAUCUGGAAUAUCUGGCUGUGUUGCUGGUAACAUUUUGGCAAAACUUGUCUUCUGUGUUUUAUAUGUGUCACUGGGUAGGCCUCAAUCUGUUGAAUAUAGAAGUGAUAUUCA
This is a messenger RNA of Epinephelus fuscoguttatus (brown-marbled grouper), 1467 nucleotides long. RefSeq names its product spindlin-Z-like. Lineage: Eukaryota; Metazoa; Chordata; Actinopteri; Perciformes; Serranidae. Bases 154 to 873 code for a protein of 239 amino acids. Gene Ontology annotation, biological process: gamete generation. The record is from RefSeq and is a predicted model, not a curated record. The transcript has 5 exons.